AGUACAGAAUAGCUAACAAUGAGUAGCAUAACCAUUAUGAUUUAUCUAGUAUUAAAACUAUAACCCGAACCGGUAGAAAGGGGCAUCUUAAGAAAGAUAAUGUCUACCCUAGUCCUACAGGUGGUCUUAGAGGACCUGAUAUCAAACCUCUUAAUACCAUGCACCCGCCAGGCUCUGGGAAAGCCGCCAACAACCAGGCUACUAGCAGCACAGCAAUGAUUAUGCCACACCCCAGUGAUAAGCCCAGCAAUACCACUCUAUUGCCAGGCUUGGGGGUUACUAGUACGCAGACUACAAACAGGCCAACAGGUGCUACAGGUGCUGUUAACAAAGCUAUCAACUCCCUGCUAGAGUCAGGCUCAGGAGGUGCUACUAGCACCCAUACUACUAUGAAGCCAUCAGAUAGUCGAUCAUUUUCCAGUUUCAAGCCUACUAAUACCACUUUAUUCCCAGGCUCAGGGGGGGCUACCAGCACACACACUACAAAUAGUGCCCAUACCACUCACAAAGAUACUUCUAGUACACAUGAUACAGCUACACAUGCCGCUAAUGAAAUGCCCAAGCCUGCUAGCUUGUCCUCGAGUUCGUCGACAACUGCCGCGCCUGUUAUCAUCACCGCCGUUCCUGCUGCGGCCGUUUUCGUUACCGCGAAGGACCACCCGGCAACUACGCCGACAUUUGUUACUACAACAUCUCCAGGAGGGAAUGAUCCAACGGUUGUACCACGUACGUAUCUAUAUCAAUACAAGUAUAUCAGCUUUCUUUUGGCUAAUAUCAGCACAGUUCUUAUUCCGGUGGCGGGAGGACUUCCAGUGAUAUGCUUCAGCUGUUUCCCGAAAAUUGUCCCUCCCAACUUGGACAUCCGCCUCCCAGGAUUCGCCAGAUUCUGUGUGAAAUUGUUUGGGCAGAGCAUCGGUGACUGUCCUCCUGAUAAAGAUGCCGAGAACAAGGGUACCGACAACAAACAAGACAACGAUAAAAGCAACGAUAAAAGCAACGAUAAAAGCAACGACAAGAGCAACGACAAGAGCAACGAUAAGGAGAAACCCGAAGGCAGCAAGCCAACGGGAGAGCCGACCACAACUCAGAGUAAGGCCACCACUACAAGCAAAAGCACAACCACAAGCUGCACUACUACCAUCACGGCGGAACACAAAAGUGUUGCCUGUACCGUAACAACUAGUGGCCAAAAGAACCCAGAAUGCUCAACGCAUUUCAGCACAGUAACUGGCUGCUCUGUUACCGCCACAGCGACCACGACUACGACGACAACUUCGGAGUGGAUAUGCGAGCCAACCUCUUGCGUGAGAGGAGUAUGCAACCAACCAGACUCCGCCGUGUUUCCAGACCCCGCAUUGUCGGAGCGUGGUAUUCUCAAGCGCGUAGUGGUCGAGCGUGAGGCGGAUCCAGAUUCAGGCCAAUGGGAAGAACCCGAACUCGAUAUGAACGGCGUCGCUUCCCAGGAUUCCCAGAGGAGGUUUAUAACGAAUGAGAUCGAGAAGGGUUAUGACGGCUUUCUUGAACCCUGGAACGACAACAUUGAGCCCGAUGCUGAAGACUAUGAGAAGAAUGAUGGAUCGGUCCCCAGCCUGGUGAAGGACCUGGGCGCUGAAGUCUUCACCCUCGGUAUGGAUGGCCUUUUUGGCUGUGCUGGACUUGUGGCGGUAUCGAACAGCAGGGUGUAUAUGGCCCGUCUAUGGGAGCGCGAUAUUAUAAAGCUUCAGAAGAUACAGACCAUAUGGAAAACGAUUUUUGACGGCCCCAAUGGGGACGGUUCGGGGGCGAACGAUGGAAACACAAAUGCGCUUAAGAAAGUAGGCCAAGCCCCAAUGGUCUACCUAUUGGUAUGUAUAUUGAAGCCUUUUUUUCCCUCUUACCCCUUAAGCUUCCCCCUACAGAUCAGUUUCCCUUGAACCAACGAAAAAAGAAGGAAUAAGAUUACUGACCCCUAUUGUUACAGUGGCCGUCUAACAAAAUAGAACAUCAAUUCUACAAAAAGUCGCUCGAUUAUCUAAAACAACAGAUUCAGGAGAACAUGCGCCCUCAAUAUGUGCAUGUUAUUAGCUACUACAAGAAUAAGCCGAAGAAGAGCGAUAAGGAGUAUACUGAGCAUCGUGGAAAGGCGGUCUUCCAGUACCGGCCGGCCGAAUGCGAGUCUGUGAAGGCCGCAUAUCGUUUGUGGACCGUACAGACAGACAACUCGGUCAAGCUAGAAGAGAAAUUGUGGAAUCCGUCUCGGGCUCAGAUCUUGCCACCACCAC
This is a messenger RNA of Hypoxylon fragiforme, 2261 nucleotides long. RefSeq lists its product as uncharacterized. The record is from RefSeq and is a predicted model, not a curated record. The transcript has a single exon. NCBI's taxonomy places the organism in Eukaryota, Fungi, Ascomycota, Sordariomycetes, Xylariales, Hypoxylaceae. Bases 159 to 1913 code for a protein of 584 amino acids.